CUGGGGAAGGGGGGCAUGGGCGGAAGAGAUCGGCUGACGCCGGGAGAGCAGGGACCCGCGGCUGCGCCCACGGACGGGAGUACAAAGGGUCUGUUGUCACACGGCCGGUGCUGCAGAUCGUUUCGGACAAACUGUCAGUUUCUCGGGGGUCUCUCGGGCGCACGUAGGCACCUUCGUGCGCCUUUAAAUGUGAUUCUACGGGGGCGAGCUACGUUUAUAUAUUUAAGGACACUUGUGAUACGCGGAUUCAGAAUGGCUCAGCGUCCUCAGAACUACGGGUCUACGGAUCACCGGGUGGAUGUACCUGAAAUAGGAUUUAGUCCUACCGAACUUUAUAGUCUCUGUGAAAAUAUUACCACUAACAUAUAUACGAUUAACGCGAGUUGGAAGAUUCUGGAAAGAGCUUACAAAAACAUCGGAACCAGCAAGGAUAAUCAAGGUUUAAGAGACAAAGUACACGUGACGCAAUCGAGUACCAACCAGGUGGUCACGCAGAUAAGCAAGGACAUAGCGAGACUGACGGUGUUGAUGAGGCGUGGGGAGAAGCAGCAAAAGUUACAAAUUGAAAAGCUCACAACGGACUUUAAAGAUGCAUUACAGAGAUAUUCCGAUAUGCAGAAGUCAAUUGCUGAGAAGAUGAAGAGACAUAUUUUAGCUAUGACUAAUAUAGAAAAUUCAAUGGACGGGGAGGAUGCUGAAGAGACACACCGCCUACUUCUAGCACAGGAGCAAGAGCACAAGUCUACGCAAAGGACACUCGAAUUUCAACACGGGCUACUCCUAGAGAGAGAGGAUAGGAUAAAACGCAUUGAGGGCGAUGUUUUGGAUGUGAAUCAAAUUAUGCGCGAACUUGCAGCACUGGUGCAUCAGCAAGGUGAUACCAUUGAUACAAUUGACAACCAUAUAGAGAAUAUACACGGCAAUGUCGAGCUCGGAGCGCAGGAACUGGAGAAGGGAAGUAAUUACCAAAGUAAAUUUCGCCGGAAAGUUUAUAUCUUGUUGUUACUUGCGAUUAUAGUUGCCAUUGUAGUUACUGUUAUUCUAGUCAUUAGAUUAAGUUAGCGACCGUAGCCUCUGCGCUGGUCUUAUUGAUGAACGAAAAGGGUUGUCUCAAUCUGUUUCACAUAUGUUGUUCUGAAAGUAGUUUCUUCAAGGACCAUCUCGUUUUGCCCAUUUCUAUGCAUUGGAGACGUAACAAAGAGAGUAUAGAGACUUAUUUUAUAUCUGCUUACGAAUGGAAUUAUCUCCUGUAUUUUUGGAGAGGUUGGCCAUUUGGGAAUUUUAUAAAACAGUAUUUAAUAAUUUCACAUGUAAACUAUCGAUUUUUUAUAGGCUUUUUUAAUUCUGUUUUUACACCCUAGUUGAAUUAUUACCAAAUAAAAUAUUAGAGCAUCGGUUUAAAAAGGCUAAUAAUGCCUUUAUCAUUUCUCACAUGCCUAUCUUGUACAAUAAUUACUUCAAAUAAUAUUAAUUCUUUUCUAUAUUAUUUCAGUACGAAAAAUUUGUAUUCUAAAAAUUAAAAACCCUAUUCAAUUGGUUAAAAGUAUUACUUAAUAUUACACGUAAAAUAGCAGAAAUUUGUUAAUCUGUUAUAGAGAGUUUAAAAGCAUGUAUAUUGAAAGUAUAUUAACUUGACUGAUGCGUUUCCUUGGCAAAAUCUGUAAACAGAUUUAUAAAUACGUAAAAGACGUACACUUCGCGUGUCUUUUACUUGGAAGAUGAACACAAAACUGCACAAGUAAAAUGUUACCUAUUUAUUGUCGCUACAUGAAGAAAUGAUAUUAAUAAGAUAAAUAUACAUAUAUAUAAUUAUAAUCAAACUAAUGCAAAAUUUUGCAUGUAUGUAUUUUAAUCACACCUGUAUUCGAUAUUAUUUUCAUAUAUCAUUCUAAAUUAUCGAUCGGAAUAAAUCAAUAUUAUUACAAAUAUGAGUACUAAUUUUAUUAGUUCGUAAUUUAUAAAAUGCUAUAACGCAAACAAAGCCAAAUUAGGUAGACGAAAAUUGUUAGUAUUAUUAGUACUCUAUAAUUGGCUUAUAUAAUUAAUUAGAAAAUUACUCUUGUGGAAAAUCUUGUAAUAUAAUUGUAUUAAUUGACUUAGUUAAUGGGUAAAGAUUUAAAUUAUGCGUUUUCUAAACAGCGUCAAAUUAUUUGUAUACUUUGUUAUACAUUCAAACUCAUAGUUUUACCUUAUCCAAUAAAUAAUAAUUCCAAUUUCGUUGGAAAUUUCCUGUAAAAUGUAGUAAAGGUGCUAAUGAACUUACAAAUAAUAAUUUUGUAUUAUUUCAUAUAUAUACUGCAUCUGUAUGGAAUAAUAACAAAAAUAUA
Vollenhovia emeryi is the source of this 2327-nucleotide messenger RNA. It is a transcript of the gene Syx13, whose product is annotated as syntaxin-12. Bases 16 to 1062 code for a protein of 348 amino acids. Gene Ontology annotation, molecular function: SNARE binding; SNAP receptor activity. Gene Ontology annotation, cellular component: endomembrane system; SNARE complex; membrane. Lineage: Eukaryota; Metazoa; Arthropoda; Insecta; Hymenoptera; Formicidae. The record is from RefSeq and is a predicted model, not a curated record. The transcript is spliced from 6 exons. Gene Ontology annotation, biological process: intracellular protein transport; vesicle fusion; vesicle-mediated transport.